This is a messenger RNA of Neoarius graeffei (lesser salmon catfish), 7125 nucleotides long. RefSeq names its product neuferricin. The record is from RefSeq and is a predicted model, not a curated record. The transcript is spliced from 4 exons. Gene Ontology annotation, cellular component: membrane; endomembrane system. NCBI's taxonomy places the organism in Eukaryota, Metazoa, Chordata, Actinopteri, Siluriformes, Ariidae. The coding region runs from base 111 to 872 and encodes 253 amino acids.
CCGCUGUGUUUACACUGGCUUUGUGUUUCGGGUUGCCGGUGAUGCUGUUUUAUUUUAUUGAACUAUUUUUCGUGUCUCCGUUAUGUAGUGAGUGAAUUAGACACAGCACGAUGUUGAAAUAUGUUGUAGCGCUGAUUUCAGUGAGUUUGGCGCUAUGGAGCGGGUUUGAGCGGAUAAACUUGUGGCUCUUUGACCAGGCGGAAGUGUCCCAGGACUCGAACACACUGCUGAGCCCAGAAGAGCUGUCACUGUAUAACGGGAGGGAGGGCAGGAAAGGACUUUACCUCGCCAUUUUAGGGCAGGUGUUUGACGUUGAAAAGGGGAAGAAGCAUUACGGUCCUGAUGGAGGCUAUCGCUUCUUUACAGGCAGAGAUGCAUCCAGGGCUUUUGUGACAGGCGAUUUUACAGAGGCAGGGUUGACCGAUGAUGUCUCGGACCUGUCUCCAUCUCAAAUAGUGGCACUCUAUGACUGGCUGGCUUUCUAUCAGAAGGACUACACACCUGUAGGUAAGUUAAUUGGUCGAUUCUACAGCGCGAGCGGAAAUCCAACAGCUGUCCUGCAGCAGACGGAGGCCACUUUGGCUCAGGGCUUGAAGCUGAAAGCCCAAGCUGAGAAAGAGAACGAGCUUUAUCCAGCCUGUAACUCUGAAUGGAGCUCUGACAGAGGAGGACGUGUUUGGUGCUCCGAUAAAAGCGGUGGAGUGCACAGAGACUGGGCUGGUGUUCCCAGAAUGCUCUUCUCACCUGGGUCGGGCCACACACGCUGCGUGUGCGUACAACUGGACAAUCCUACGCACUCGAACAACCCAAAUCUCCAGGAGUACAAAGACUGUCUAGCUCAGGCGGAGUCAUGUCUCCUUAGCCAGGACUGAGCUUUGAGAUUUUUUUUAGCUUGUUAUUAGUAACAUUUUAUUUUAGUCAAUCGAAUCAGGUUUGAGUGGUCUUGGAAUGGACAACCAGACAGGACACAGGAUUUAAAAAGGUGCUAUGUGUAAGAUUUUUCUCUUAAAAAAAAAAGUCAGGGUUUGUUUCCAUUAUCAGUCAUUAAAAGUCUGUGGCUUUGGAAAUUUAACCAAAACUCAAACUAGUAGUUUAUUGUAGAAGCCUGUGUGUGUGUGUUCUGGUUCAACCCACCUUCUCUCCUCCCUUACUGCCACAUUUAUUUUUUUCAAGCUCUGUGAUGUGUGAGAAGUUAGUUUAAGGCUGUUUGCUGAUUUCAUAAAUGUAGUUCUCCCUAGAACAGUUACACACCAUCCACUUUAUUAGGAACACCUGUUCGUCUGUUUCUUUUAUCGGCCAAUCCCAGGGCAGAAGCACAACGCUUAAUCUCAUGCAGAGACAGAUCAAGCAUUUGAGUUAACAUUCACAUCAAAUGUCAGAAUGAGGAAAAAUGUGAUCAUGGUGACUUUAACCAUAGGUGUUGUAGCCUAACUGCUUGUUUGGGUUGCGUUCUGAAACGCUCUUCUGCUCACCAAGGAUGUAAAGAGUGGUUAUUUGAGUGACCGUAGCCUUCCUGUCAGCUUAAACCACGUCUGGAGGUUUCACUGACCUCUCUCAACAACAAUGCCCAUGCAGAACUGCCGCUUACUGGAUGUUCUAGAGACGGAGCUGGGAUUUUCACACGCAGUCAUUUCUGAAACACUCUGGCAUCAACAAACAUCAUGCCAGUAUAAUUAAGAACAGUGUGGUGUGACAAGUUAUGCUUCAUUCAACUAAAGGUCAUAACGCCGACGGGACGGGGGACAACCCUCUCAACUCCUUUUUUUCCUCAGUUAUUUCUGAGGUCAGAAAACGUAAGUUACCCCCUUCCUUUCACGUUAAAGAAAACAUCUUACAAAAAUCUUCACAAUAUCAGCUUUUUUUUUUUAAAUAUAAACACAACCAUUUUUACUUCACUGAUUAUGUAGACUGUCUGCCAUACAAGUCCAUGUUGCUAUAGCAACGAUGUCAUUAACAAGAGCUUUGAACUGAUUUGCCUUGCACCACAAAAUGUAGUGCAACAAUUUAGUGUGCUGAUGCUGGGCAGCUACUCCAAGGCAUUGUAAAAUAACGUUAUAUCAAACAUUUCUACAUAAUGUAAAAAUUCUUUUGAUUCGAAUCAUUUUAAUAUUCGGCUGAUAUUUAGUGAUUAAUAUGUUCAGUUAUAUAAUUGAACUAACUGACAUUCCCGUAAAAAGCAGGAAGUCCCUCUUUCCGUUUGUAAACAGCUCAGAAAAGUCAAUACAACUUGCUUUAAUUGAUUUUUUUUAAUCAUCUGAUGACCUUAAUGUAAAGUUGUCCUCCCUUUCUUCAAAAGGAUACUAAAGGAAACGACAGGCUAGAUAUCUGAGCAUACAGAUACAAUAUAAUGUGCAUAAGAGAUCAGACAGAGGCAAAGAGCACAACCUGCGUUUAAGUACAAAAACAGUUGUAGUGGUCAAAAAUAGUAUACAAUUAGCUGUACAAUUGAACAGAACCUAGAACAGACUCUCAAACCUUGAAAUGUCACAUUCUCCUUUUGUAUGAUCAGGGAAGAGAAGGGGGAAAAAAAAAUCCAGUAUGAUAAAGUGCAGCUGUUUAGCUUUUCAGAAGAAAGAGUUUAAGGAAAGAUAAAUGUGGUCAACUUAAUGUAACAUCAGGCAAAUGAAUAUUUAAAAAAAAAAAAAACCCACACACACACACCACACCAUGAUUUACCAAAAUUCAGUAAUGUGCCAUCGAUUAAAUGGAAUGUAUGCUUUGGUGAUCAGAAUAAUUAGAACAGUGCUAAAAUGAUAAACGUGCAUAUGCAUAGCAGAGAAAAUCAUCAUACUUCUACACCUAUAACCUCAGUUUACUUUUUUUGUUCUUUUCAGAAAAUGACACUUUGUUCAGCUGUGAAUGUUUCAUGAAUAUAAAAAAAAAAAAAAAAAGUGUUAAUGGAAGAAUAAAAAGUGCAUUUAAUAUGCAGAUUCCUCACUCAUUAAUGAUCAUGAACCUAUGCACGACAAGGAUUAAAUAACAGAAGACAAAGUAAAAACUGUAUCCUUUACUGAAAUGUGCUUGACGUCGAGUUAACCUUGGGUUUUGUUAUUUUGAGGCCUUCAGGGUGACCAUUCCCUCUGUCGCCCCUUAAUAGGUGCAAGAAAAGAGUAAAGGUUCAUAAACGCUCCUUGUUUUAGACUCAACAAAAAGCAGCACUCGGGCCAACGUGAUUAAGGCUUUAAACCCUCUUGAGAGGAACGGUUCAAAACGGUCAAUAUCCAAUGGUGGACAAUUCUUCAUUCAGAUUCCAUCGUCCUUCAUAUUCAAUGCUCUUGAAUAAAAAUCUACACGCGUUUUAUGCCAAGAUGACGGAUGUUGACCUUAACGCAUCUCAAUUUCUAGAGAUCUAGUCAUUCCCUCUACAGCUUCCCUCAUUAUUAUUAUUAUUUUAAAAACAGGCCUGGCACUUACAACACCUACAAGGUCUACUUCAACAGCAUUCUGCUAUUUCAGAGGUUCUUAACUCCAGUCGAGCAGACCCUGGACAGUCUCAAGUCUUCCAUAUUCGCAAAACACCUGGCUCAGGUCAUUAAAGGAAAAAACUUCACCCGUUUACAAUAAAAUAUCCGUCAGGUGCUUAGAGAUUUGUUAGUUAGUGCUGUAUUUUCGUUAUUCCUGGAGACAGUCAAAGUUCCAGAAUGCAAUACAGCUACUUGAUGCACUAUAUGUGCCGAGUUACACCAGAGACUGAGCUCAGCUUGUUCUCAAUGGCGCCAUCAUUAAACUCAUUUAAGCACAGAUGAGAAGGUAAGAGAGCGGGACAAACUAAAGGACUAAAGAAAUGAGGUCCCUCUGGUGUAACUAUCAAAGUAUUCAAACAGUAUUGUGAGUAAUAGAGGGAACCAGAAACCAAGUGAAAAAACAGUCCACCAUGUUGAUUUUAAGCUCAACCCAAGAAGUCAAUCCUAAAAUAUAUAAUCUGCACAACUGAAGAUGGAAUAUUUGUCAUCAAUACGCAAUAGAUGUCGGUCAGGGUGGAUUUUUCCUUAAAUAAUUCGCCAAGCAGUUGGAUCAGGUGCGUCAAAGAACACAGGGUCCUCGAGAUGAGAGUUAAGAAUUCCUGCACUACUUUAAUUCUGAUCCUUAAUUAGAUGUUGGUACUAGAACAUACAUACAUACACUUGUUUUGUUCAAAAGUCUCUGUAGUAGUAGUACAAAGUGUGGUCCGUACAUUUAGUCCAUUCUUAUUCCUUCCUCCUCUCCCUCUCCACAUUUUCAACCACCGUGGUUCAGUUUAGUUUAGUGUGCGUGUUAUCCAUGCCCUGCUAGUGUGUUAGGAAACUCCACCCAAAGUUAGCACGUCAAAGCAAAUGUCACACACACGGACUGGCUUGUUCAGGUCGAAUUUGAUGAUGGGGAUCUCCUUGAUGGAGCACUUGUGGCAGAGCAAGCGGCCACAGUGGCGGCUAAGAGAGAAGAAAAAAAAAAAUUAUAUAUAUUAUACAUCUCGAAUUGGUUUAGAGGGACAGAUGUAAUUUCCAAGAGGUACAAGUAUUGCUAAAAAGACAUUCCAAGUACAUACCAGUGAUGCUUUCUUGUAGUGACUCCAAACUUGGCAGCACAUUCGUAACAGUUGGAGCCAUCGCACCAGGGGGGCUCUUUGGACAGCAUAUCUUCAUCAGACAAGAUGAUAAAAAAUAAAAUCUGAUUUGAAGCAUAAUGACCUUGGAAUAUCCAAAUGCAUGAAAAUGAACACAUUCUAAAUAUACAAGACGUUGGGGCGUUAGUCAGCAGACAUUAGGCUUUAGUUCAACAGUAAAUGUUAAACGCAUGGAUCUUAUACCUAGAAGGCGGAAGAGGAGCUGCUUAGUGGCCACUUGAUAGUUGAAGAUGUUUAUGCCCUGAUUGUUGUUGACGCCCAGACGAGCUCCAGCCCUCACGAUGGCACGACAGAGAUUAGCAUUUCCCUUCAUGUAGGCCAACAGAAGAACUAAAAGAGACGUAUAUCAAAUGAAUAUUCACGGCACAUUCCGCCUGCCUGAGCAAUAGACACAAGUACCUCGUUUCAUUUUCAAAUAAUAAUAAUAAUAAUAAAAGCUAAGUGUUUAAAGAGCAGAUCCAGUUGUUUGUGUGUUAUCUUGUUCUGUGCUCAAAACAACUGCAUCAUUUCAUGGAUUAAAAAAAAAAAAAAAAAACCCUUCCAGUGAGCAGCAGCUCUCUAGGCAGAAGUCAGAGGAAAAUGGCCAGACUGGUGUCAGUCAACAGUACCUCAUAACUACUUUUUACAACCAUGGUGAGCAGAAAAGCAUCUCAAUGUACAAAAACACCAAAUCCUAAAAGGCUACAACACCAAAUAAAAAUCAAUAACCAAACACACACUGCGUUCCAGUACCAUCAACCAAGAACAGGAAUCUGAGGCUACACUGGGAACAGGCUCACUGAAACUGGACAGUAAGAUAUACAUUUCUCCAAUCUUCACUUUCCCACUUUUUGAAAGUAUGUGAAUAAAAUAAGCCCUCUCCCUGACUGUCCUCAAGGCCAAUCCUUGGCUAUAUUUCUAAAAUGUUAGUAACAAUGCAUUGGUGGUGUUUAAAAUGAAGAAAUAAUAAUGGAGGAAAAAAAAAAAAAAACCUAACAGUUUAAGUGCAUGUUUUUGAGACAUUUUAAUGAAAGUCAGUCGAAUUGCUCUUUAAUAUACAUUUUAAAAAGGUGACCUCUGUUCCACAAGUUGAUCCAGUUCCCGGAGGUCAUCAUGAAAUGUCUACAAUAUGCUUUGGUUAAAAUACCACAAGGACAAAAGCACCACAGCUCCCUUCUCACGCUGUCUAAACAGCCCUGUUUAGAACAGCUGAUCCGAGUGCCUGUUCCUUUCCAUCAUAAUGAGCCACUGCUCCCCCGCUCUGGCCAAUCAGGUAGCACUUUAUUCAUCACAUGCACACUUCAAGCACAGCGAAAUUCAUCCUCUGCAUUUAACCCAUCUGAAGCAGUGAACACACACCCAGAGCAGUGAGCAGCCCAGAGUGCCCAGGGGGCAGUCAGGGGUCAGGUACCUUGCUCAAGGGCACCUCAGCCCAAGGCCGCCCCACAUCAACCUAACUGCAUGUCUUUGGGGAAACCGGAGCACCCAGAGGAAACCCACGGGGAGAACAUGCAAACUCCACACAGAAAGGCCUUCGCCGGCCGCUGGGUUCGAACCCGGAACCUUCUUGCUGUGAGGCGACCGUGCUAACCACUACGCCACCGUGCCGCCCCCUAACCCAGAACUGUCUCAUCGCUUGUUUACUACAAUGCAUUAUGGGUGAUACCCAGGGUCAGCGCCACCAUAUUGUUUACUUUCGCCUUUGUUCGACACCGCAUUGUUCUGUCUAACCGGUUUUAACCGUCCCUAAAGUGAAUUGCUGUGUACCUUACUGUGUCUCCACAACAAAGAGAACACCUCAUUUGAGCUUUUAUCAGCUGCCAGUAAAGAAAGAAAGAAAGAAAGAAAGAAAUGGAUAAAGUUUAAUUCACGACAAAAACCUUCAAACUGAAUCGAAAUGGACAAGAGUUUGUAGCUUACAUUUCUCUGGUGGGAAAAAGACAGACUUUAUGACCCAGCAAUAAUUUCCAUGGUCUGCGGAAUGGGCUUCAGUUAUAGAAGAUAACAAUCGACGCUGUUCAUCGUCUGAAACUAGCGAGAUUCCAAAGCCUGUAAAACAAAAGCAGCGUUCUUCGGCCUUUGUCUCUCGACGUGCCGAAGCACUCGGCAGCCGAACGAGCCUGUCAGACUGAUAAAACUCCCAAACCACGAAGGUUCUCUUUCAGGUAUGGAUAAGGUUCAGUGUACCUCGCUAGCAGCAUUUAUUGAAGCAAAUAUAUUUAUACUGAACAUAACAGCAGAUCAGCAGGUUUCCAAAGUUUGGGGUGUGUGUGUGUGUGUGUGUGUGUGUGUGUGUGUGUGUGUGUGUGUGUGUGUGUGUGUAAUUUUCCGAUAAUGUUUUAUUUAAUUAAUUGCUCAUUUAUCACUCAAACUGUUCUUCGCCCACGAAUUCCCUGCAAGAGCGCUGCUCUGUAGCAGUUUCUGAUAUUCAGACAGAUUUGUUUUCUCAAUAAAAGUUUAGCUGGUGCAAUAUACAUGUCCUCAGAAAUAAGGGCGGCACGGUGGCGUAGUGGUUAGCACCGUUGCCUCACAGCAAGAAGAUC